GACGUCAUUUCCACGCGACGACGUUUACAUUCAACUGGAGGAACAGAAAGGCUCAAAGUCCGCCUCAAGGUUUUCCGCAGGACAACGAAUUACAGCGUGUUAAGGACAUCAUAUUUUGCAAUCUGGAGCUACGGUGCCCGUUAUGAAGUUGCGCUUUACUCGAUCUUCAUUUCGAGCUACUUACCUUUUAAAUAUCUGUGUGUUACAUACAUUGAUAAAGCCUGUGAGAGGUCUUGACUUUUAGCAAAUCAUUUUGAAAUCCCGAUUUGGUUGGGCUGAUUUCUACUUUUCUGUGCUGUCUUCCAGUAAUCUCUAAAACAUAAUCAAUUAAUCAUGCCACUCCAACUUGAGGCGAUGUCAAGCAGAAAGCGCAGACCCAAUUGGACUGACCAGGAGUGUUAUCUUCUUGCUCAGCUAGUCCGCGAAAGAAAAGAAGUAAUCAGAGGGAAGUGCACCACCGGUUUAUAUGAUAAACGGCAGGCCUGGGACGAGAUAACGCAAAACAUCAACUCAGCCUUUCCACAGAUGCAGCGGACUGUGUCUGACUGCAGCAAAAAGUGGGAAAAUCUCCUGGCAAAGUCGAGGGAGGAGAUUAAGCGACAGAAGAUGCACACGGGUACAGAUGAUGACCUGUCCUUGGAUCAGUUCAGUGCUUUGACCCAGAUUGUGAUUUCUGUGAUGAAUCCUUCAGUACUGCAACAAGAUGAAGACUCCCAACCUUUUGACCUGGUGGAAAGUCAACAAAACAGUGGCACCAAAAAUGGAAGCAUGUUCUCCACUGGCGAGCAAUUUAAAGCUAAACACGAGCAGGCGGAUCUCGUGCUCCCUGCCGACGCUGCAGAUCCGUCCACGACUACGCCGGGACAAAAACUGACCUCUUUUUGUAACAUUCCCAAACAAUUUGCAGUGCAGUUUAGCCCUCAUUUUUCUGCAGCCUCCGGGGAGCAGUCCAAUUCUCACUGCUGUCCUUGCACACAUGCAGCACACUGCACCGCUUCGCAAGAGAGAAUGGAUUUGGAAAUGUCGGUGCUAAGAAGACAGGAGGCAGUCCUCAAGCUUCAAGAGGAGUAUUAUACACUCAAAAUUCAGCAGAUGAAGAAGCAAACGGGAAAGUCCCUACAGGACUGAAGGCUUUCCACUUGUUGUAUCUGCUUGUGUCUCGAAUGCUCUGAUUCAUCCUUUUAUUGUGGUUGGACACUAAAUAAUGUAGACGUAUAGUAUGUACUUCAUAUUUUUGCAUCUGCGAAUACAGUGAACGUUGUUUGCAGGGUUUAGGGACCAAGCGCUGAUGCAAUUACGGUCGUGAAAACGAGCAAUCACCCCUACAACGAAUUACCUAAAUUCAUACUUCAAUCCCUACUAUAAAUAUACACCGUACUAUGAUCCCGCAACACGUUAACAUGAUUUGUGUUUGACCAGGCCAACCCGCGAAUAGCGAAAAUCUGUGUGUACCGGUAAUUGACACCCAUUAAAAUUCAUUGGGGGGGAUUUUAUUAUUAGUAUUUUUCUUUUAGACACGGGAGUAUUCAGCUGUCCACUGUUCUACCCUCAUAUCAGCCUUUUUUUUUUUUUUAUGUCCACAUCAUCAACAAAACUUGUGGCUUCCAAAUGAGGACCCAAAUGCAUAGAAUAUAUUUAUUUAAAAAAAAAAGAAAGAAAGGCUUUCAUUGUUUCAAAUUGUACUGAUGUCGCUUGGGGAUUACCACGAUGAAAUUUCUGGUAUAAAAUCUUUUUGGGGUGUGAUAUUUGGGUUUUAUAAUAAGAAUGAUCAAAUCAUGUUGAGGCUUAUCAAAAGCAGACAUUUUCAAACGUGAUAUUGCACCACAUUAUUCAGUAUCUCAUGUAGUGAUCAUAAAAAUAAGAGCUUUGGCUCAAAAUUUGGUGGUAUUUCCAUAUUGAUUUUUUUUUAGAUCCAGUUGUUAAUGUCUAAUAAUUGGUACAUGACAUUUCUUGCAUAAUCUCUGACUGUGAUAAAUU
This is a messenger RNA of Hippocampus comes (tiger tail seahorse), 1977 nucleotides long. RefSeq lists its product as uncharacterized. Gene Ontology annotation, cellular component: nucleus. The record is from RefSeq and is a predicted model, not a curated record. The transcript is spliced from 3 exons. Lineage: Eukaryota; Metazoa; Chordata; Actinopteri; Syngnathiformes; Syngnathidae. The coding region runs from base 334 to 1128 and encodes 264 amino acids.